AGGUGGGGCUACGGCAGCCGGAAAGGGCCUUGCUGUCACCUUGGCCAUGGCGGCCGGGCCGCCCCCGCCGCUGGAGCCGAGUCCGCUGCCCACGUUCCCUGAGGAGGGAUUCGCGGAGAAGUUCGUGCGCAAGACCCGCGAGAACCCCCUGGUGCCUCUCGGCUGCCUGUGCACCGUCAGUGUCCUGGUGUACGGAAUCAUCUGCUUCAAGAAAGGCAACACUCGGCGCUCCCAGCUGAUGAUGCGGGCGCGUGUCAUAGCCCAGGGCUGCACCUUCGCCGCCCUGCUGGGGGGCAUGAUGGCCACGGCCAUCAAAUCCCGACAGUGACAUCGGACAAGAGCGAAGCUGCGGCCACGGGCAAGUGUCUACAGCAGCACUGGCUGGGGAUGGAGUUUUCUGAGAGACUGUUGUGAUGUCGCAGCAGAGCCAGUUCUGGAGCACUGGAAAUGGGGUGAAUACACUGUGCGAUUAACAUGCAA
Pyrgilauda ruficollis (rufous-necked snowfinch) is the source of this 480-nucleotide messenger RNA. RefSeq names its product HIG1 hypoxia inducible domain family member 2A (gene HIGD2A). NCBI's taxonomy places the organism in Eukaryota, Metazoa, Chordata, Aves, Passeriformes, Passeridae. The transcript is spliced from 2 exons. The record is from RefSeq and is a predicted model, not a curated record. Gene Ontology annotation, biological process: mitochondrial respirasome assembly. Gene Ontology annotation, cellular component: mitochondrion. Bases 47 to 328 code for a protein of 93 amino acids.